This is a messenger RNA of Pseudophryne corroboree (corroboree frog), 5182 nucleotides long. It is a transcript of the gene MED14, whose product is annotated as mediator complex subunit 14. NCBI's taxonomy places the organism in Eukaryota, Metazoa, Chordata, Amphibia, Anura, Myobatrachidae. The transcript has 31 exons. Gene Ontology annotation, biological process: regulation of transcription by RNA polymerase II. Gene Ontology annotation, molecular function: transcription coregulator activity. Gene Ontology annotation, cellular component: mediator complex; core mediator complex. Bases 306 to 4625 code for a protein of 1439 amino acids. The record is from RefSeq and is a predicted model, not a curated record.
CCCGGGACGUGAAGCGCAAGAGCAGCAGCACGACAGCACUAGACACUGCGCGUGCGUGCUCGGGGCCUCGACAGACGUGCCUCUUCCGGUGUAACCCCUUCCCCCGUCGCUGCUGCCGCUGCUCUACUGUAUUCUCUUCCGGUGCUGGAAGGAAGAGGCUGCUCAGGGCCCGGGGGCCGCACGCAUCUGUUCUAUUCUGUGACACUGGCUGCCCGGUGUGCCAGGAGCCGUCUUCCCGUAUAGCCCAUGCCUGUUUCUCAGCACCCGGGGUUUGCAUGAGUGCUGGAGCCUGAACCCCGGGCACAAUGCCUCCUGUGCAGCUGGAAAGCAGUCAGCUGGUGGUGACUGGUGGACCCACGACUGUCCCUCAGCCUCCUCCCCCGGGGGCUGUGGUUCCUGCUGCCGCUGCCAGCCAUGGCUACCGCCUCAGCACCCUCAUUGACUUCUUGCUGCAGAGGACUUACCAGGAGAUCAACGUUCUGGCUGACCUGCUUCCCAGGAAGACAGACAUGGAAAGGAAAAUUGAAAUUGUACAGUUUGCCAGUCGUACACGUCAGCUCUUCGUGAGGCUACUAGCACUAGUGAAAUGGGCAAACAACGCUGGCAAAGUGGAAAAGUGUGCGCUAAUAUCCAGCUUUCUGGAUCAACAAACAAUCUUGUUUGUAGACACUGCUGACAGAUUGGCAUCUUUAGCCAGGGACGCUCUGGUGCAUGCUCGUCUACCUAGUUUUGCAAUUCCUUACGCCAUUGAUGUGCUAACAACAGGGUCCUAUCCACGAUUGCCAACAUGUAUAAGGGAUAAAAUAAUCCCUCCUGAUCCUAUUACCAAAAGUGAGAAACAAUCAACACUUCAUCAUCUCAAUCAGAUCCUCAGACAUCGCCUGGUAACCACAGACCUCCCACCGCAAUUGGCAAACCUUACAGUUGCUAACGGAAGAGUAAAAUUUCGUGUAGAAGGAGAAUUUGAAGCCACUCUUACAGUGAUGGGAGAUGAUCCUGAGGUUCCAUGGCGGCUUCUGAAAUUGGAGAUUCUGGUUGAAGAUAAAGAAACUGGAGAUGGCCGUGCUCUUGUCCAUAGCCUACAGAUCAACUUCAUCCACCAGUUGGUUCAAUCCAGGCUUUUUGCAGACGAGAAACCACUUCAGGACAUGUACACUUGUUUGCAUUCUUUCUGCUUAUCCCUUCAGCUAGAAGUACUCCAUUCACAAGCACAAAUGCUAAUUAGGGAACGUUGGGGAGAUCUUGUUCAAAUUGAACGAUACAUUGCAGGGAAAUGCCUCAUAUUAGCUGUUUGGAACCAGCAGGUACUGGGAAGAAAAACGGGCACAGCUCCUGUACACAAGGUCACUAUAAAGAUUGAUGAGAAUGAUGGCUCAAAACCUUUACAGAUUUCUCAUGAACCUCCACUACCAGUUUGUGACACUGAUUUACUGGAAAGAGCUAUGCGGAUUGACCACUUAUCUGUAGAAAAACUGCUAAUUGACAGUGUACAUGCGCGGUCGCAUCAGAAGUUGCAGGAACUAAAAGACAUCUUAAAGUACUUCAACCCCAGGGAUAACUCUUUUGUGGAAACCUCUCUGCCAACCUUGGUCAUUCCGAUUUUAGAGCCUUGUGGCCGCUCAGAGUGUCUGCAUGUGUUUGUAGAUCUUCAUUCUGGAAUGUUUCAACUUAUGUUGUAUGGAUUUGACCAGCCCACCUUAGAUGAUAUUGAAAAAUCCAUUAAUAAUGACAUAAAGAAGAUCAUACCUUGGCUUCAGCAGCUAAAGUUUUGGCUUGGACAGCAGCGAUGUAAGCAUUCAGUAAAGCACCUUCCCACGGUAUGCAGCGAAACAUUGCAUUUGACAAACUAUGACACCCAUCCAAUAAGCAAUCUCUCCAGGCAUAAGCUGUUUGUUAAGCUUACACGUCUUCCCCAGUACUACAUAGUAGUGGAGAUGUUUGAGGUUGCUGGCAGCCCGACAGAGCUGGAGUAUAAUUACCACUUCCUGUCUGUCAGUCACACAGAAGGAGAAGACAGCCCACCUACCGCUCUCUUGCUACAGCGAUUCAAGACUAAAAUUGAGGAGCUGUCUUUUGAUGGGAUGUGGCGGAAGCAAGGGAAAACUGGCUGUAAACGCAAGCUCUCUGGGGAUCAGGGCGCUCCAGAAUCUAAGAAGCCAAAGCGGACGGGAGAAAUGUGUGCCUUUAAUAAAGUGCUUGCCCACUUUGUGGCCAUGUGUGACUCCAACAUGCCGUUUAUUGGGCUUAGAACAGAAUUGUCCCACAUGGACAUUCCACAUCAAGGUGUCCAAAUAGAAGGCGAUGGUUUCAGUCACGCUAUCAGAAUACUAAGAGUUCCUCCAUGUAACGGCAUAAGUGAGGAAACUCAGAAAGCACUAGAACAGUCUCUUCUUGAUUGCACUUUCCGGCUACAAGGGAGGAAUAACCGAACCUGGGUGGCAGAGUUGGUGUUUGCAAACUGUCCUUUGAACAGUGCUGUGUCUAGGGAGCAAGGUCCUACACGACAUGUGUACCUGACAUAUGAAAACCCCCUCUCAGAACCAGUAGGUGGGCGAAAAGUAGUAGAAAUGUUCCUAAAUGACUGGAAUAGCAUUGCCCGAUUAUAUGAAUGUGUGUUGGAGUUUUCACGCUGUUUACAAGACAUACCUCCUCACUUAAAUCUCUUUUCUGAGGUCCGAUUGUACAAUUAUCGGAAGCUUAUCCUGUGUUACGGACAAACAAAGGGAAGCUCGAUAAGUAUUCAGUGGAAUUCUAUCCACCAUAAAUUUCACAUCUCACUUGGCACCACUGGACCUAAUUCUGGUUGCAGUAACUGUCACAACAUCAUCCUACACCAACUGCAGGAAAUGUUCAACAAAAUCCCGAAUGUGGUGCAAUUGCUACAGGUAUUGUUUGAUACUCAAGCUCCUUUAAAUGCAAUCAACAAGCUCCCGACCGUUCCCAUGUUAGGACUCACUCAACGGAUAAACACCGCUUACCAGUGCUUUUCUAUACUUCCCCAAUCCCCAACACACAUUCGAUUAGCCUUCAGAAAUAUGUAUUGUAUAGACAUCUAUUGCAAAAGCAGGGGUGUGGUGGCAAUACGAGAUGGAGCUUACAGUCUCUUUGACAAUAGCAAAAUUGUUGAAGGCUUUUAUCCAGCCCCAGGAUUGAAGACCUUCCUAAAUAUGUUUGUGGACAGCAAUCAGGAUGCAAGGCGGAGGUCUGUUAAUGAAGAUGACAAUCCACCAUCGCCUAUUGGAGGCGAUAUGAUGGACUCACUGUUAUCCCAGUUUCAGCCUCAGGCACAGCAGUUUGCGAAACAGUCUGCGGCAUCGGGCGCUUAUCCUCUUACAUCCCCGCCGUCUUCGUACCACAACACUGUUACACCUUCUCCAGUAAUGAUGCACUCACAGUCCCCAGGAAACUUGCAGAGUUCACCUAGUGGUGCACUCAGAGCACCUUCUCCUGCCUCUUUUGGUCCCACUCAGUCUCCUUCAUCCCUUGGGAUUACUAUGGUUCCAACUUCAAACUUUGCUAGCCCUCAUGGUACAUUAGACCCUAGUUCUCCGUACACCAUGAUGUCACCCAGCCAACGUGCAGGGAAUUGGCCAGGGUCUCCUCAAGUGUCUGGUCCUUCUCCAGCAGCUCGCAUGCCUGGAAUGUCACCAGCAAAUCCAUCUCUUCACUCUCCUGUCCCUGACGUGUCUCACUCCCCACGAGCUGGAACAAGCUCUCAGUCAAUGCCGACAAAUAUGCCUCCACCUCGCAAGCUACCUCAGCGUUCUUGGGCUGCCUCCAUCCCUACAAUCCUCACUCACAGUGCCUUGCACGUUCUCCUGUUACCGUCUCCUACACCUGGGUUAGCACCAGCACUAGCGGGCAGCUACUUGUGUUCUCCUCUUGAAAGGUUUCUUGGCUCUGUUAACAUGAGGCGGCAUCUUCAAAGGAUAAUCCAGCAGGAGACUCUGCAGCUCAUCAACUCGAAUGAACCAGGAGUAAUAAUGUUCAAGACUGAUGUUCUAAAGUGUCGGGUGGCUCUUAACCCCACUACGAAUCAGACUCUGCAGCUGAAAGUGACACCUGAGAAUGCCGGCCAGUGGAAGCCAGAGGAACUGCAGGUCCUAGAGAAGUUCUUUGAGACCAGGGUUGCAGGCCCUCCAUUCAAAGCAAACACUCUAAUAGCUUUCACAAAGCUAUUAGGUGCACCAACACACAUCCUCAGAGACUGCGUGCACAUAAUGAAACUAGAGCUGUUCCCAGAUCAAACGACGCAGUUGAAAUGGAAUGUACAGUUUUGCCUAACUAUCCCUCCGAGUGCUCCACCAAUUGCUCCUCCAGGGACUCCUGCUGUUGUGCUUAAAUCUAAAAUGCUGUUUUUUCUUCAGCUAACCCAUAAGACUUUAGUCCCACCAGAGCCAGUUAGUAUUAUUGUGCCCAUCAUCUAUGACAUGGCAUCAGGCACAACCCAGCAGGCAGACAUUCCUCGCCAGCAGAACUCCUCGGUUGCUGCUCCACUCAUGGUCAGCAACAUUCUAAAGAGGUUCGCAGAGAUGAAUCCACCACGUCCAGGAGACUGUACAAUAUUUGCUGCAGUGCGUGAUCUAAUGGCUAAUCUUACACUGCCACCUGGUGGUCGACCUUGAACACUAUUUUGCGAACCGCAUGGAUUAUUUUCAGUUUUUGCUCAGAUAAAGAUAUAAAUUGGACAUGGGACAAUUUGCCAUUUUGAUAUUUUUGUCUGUAAGAACAAUGACACACAAACUGGCAGAUAUUUUUCAAAGAUGCACUUCUUUCACCAGAAAUUAUAUAUAAUUGAUUUUAAAAAAAACAAAGAAAAAAAAAAAAGAUAUUUGUAUAGUGCUGUUGUAUAGUGUGUUUUGCUACAACUCAUUUCAAGCUAUGAUGGAGAAUCCAAAAAAAUCUGCUUGCCAGGAACAGGUUUUGUAUUCUGUUUUAUACCGAAUGAAAUCUGAAAAUGCCAAACUCUGUUUAUUGUUUCUGUAAAUGUGUUUUCCCUGGUGUACCAGAUUUUUUUUUUUCUAAAGAAUGAUUUGUCAUUUUGAAUACUGUAAAACUGUGACAGACUUUAUAAUGAAACUGUAUUUUAAUAUGACUGCUUAAAGUCCUAAUACAAAAAUGUUGUGGGCAUGUUGAGAACAUGUCUCCAGGAAAGCAAUAUUUAAUAAAUUAGAUGAAAAAC